Molecule: messenger RNA, 2265 nt
Organism: Oncorhynchus masou masou (cherry salmon)
Lineage: Eukaryota; Metazoa; Chordata; Actinopteri; Salmoniformes; Salmonidae
Exons: 15
Coding region: 449-2116 (555 amino acids)
Molecular function (GO): interleukin-17 receptor activity
Source: RefSeq, a predicted model, not a curated record
CUACCAAAUACCAAUUACCUGGCAUUGACAGAGCACACUAACAACAAAACUGUUGGAUUUCACAGGAUACAUAAUCACUGUAUUCCCUUACUGCGUAGAGUUGUAGCUUUUUCAAUCAAGGAAUGUAAUAUACUCUGGCAGAUGGAUGUGAAGAUAAAAUAUCUAUGCUGUAAUCCCCUCAAUUCUUCAACACAGGCUGGUGUCUGACAUCAGGAAGUUGGCAUCAGUCUAGACUUCUAACAAAGCUCAAUGCCAGAAAAUUGGACUUGCUCAACUUGAUUUUAGAACUUGCUCAACUUGUUUUCCAUGUGUCGCCAGAAACACAGAGGCGUGCUGAUGGGGUUGUGGGUGGACAUAUCUGACAACAGUUGAUAAUCACAGAUGAAGAAAACAAGUGCUUGAGGAUCAAAGUGGUACAAACCUCAAUGUGUCAAAUUUGAGGAAAAUUAUGAAAGCAAUGUUUUUGUGGUGGUCGCUUGCAAUCCUUUUCUUGAUCCAGAUUUUCGCUUCAGCUUUGGAGUUGGAGAUGCUUGACUAUAAGAGUGAACACUUCACCUGCUCAGAGGGUAUCUCUAACUGCACAGUGAAGGCAGGUGCUGUGGUUCUGAUCCCAGAGUGUCCUGUCAAUCUAGAGGUGCAGCCGGUGCUGUGCUGCAGACAGGGCACGGCAUGCAGACCCUGCCUACAUAUUCACCUUGACAUCCAGCCCAGAAACCACCAGACAGCAUCAUAUGUGAAUGUAUGUUACAACGUACCAGAACUAGGAAUGGACAUUUGCAAGAUUCUGGAGUUCACAGUGAUCCCUGCUGCUCUGGAUGGGCAAGCUACAUCCAAGCAGGCAUGGCUGUCACUGCUGCUUAAAGAUAAUGCAGUGUCCUUCAACAGUCAGGUGACUGUGCAUGUUUGUUCCCACCACUCGAAAGUGGUGCUUCCCUCAGUGGAUGAAGUGUGCUCAUCUGCUGCACGGGGGGUUGUAGAAGAGUGUGACAUCCCUAGUUUCAGCACUCUGAUUGAUCAGGAAAGUCAUGAGGUGAGGCUACAAGUCAACAAGGCAGAUGACAGCCCCUACCCACUGGAAAUGUGCCUACAACAUGAAGAUAACGGAGUGUGCAGGACCUGUAAGGAGAGUACAGUUCCACUGCACUCUGUCACCCCCUGCAUGUGCUUCCAGGUGUGGUGGAAUAAAGGAGACGAGAGGUCUCAUCGAUCCAUUAGCUGUCCCUUUAGAAACCACACCGAGCUGCUGCAGAGGAAUGUAUGGGAGAAUGUGUCAGUAUCUGUGAUGCAGGGCCUAAUGAACAAUGGUGGUGCCAUGCUAUCCUGGAACCUGACUGCCCCCUGUAGGGUGGAGGCAGAAGUGUGGCCCUGCCAGAAAGGGGCAGGCUUGGACAUGGACAGGUGCACAGAGCUGGUUGCCUUUAGGCAGCGUCUGUCAGAUGACAUUUGGAGGGAAAACAGCAGGGGACACUGGCUGAUGCCCGGUGUGUUUGAGGAUGUCGUACCUGGCCUUGAUCUCUGUGUGAUGGUUAAAGGGAAGAACAGUGAGCUUGGCCCCUUCUGUCCCAUUGACUCCAGUUGGUGGCACUGGCGCUGGAGUCUGUUGGUCCUGCUCUCCCUGAUGCUGGCUGUCCUAGCAGCAAUUUGUCUAUAUUUCCUGCAUGGUAAACUGAAACGGUGGGCAUGGGAAUGGUACCAGAAGGAGUGUGGUCGACUAGCCAACAGGGGACACAUAGUGCUGCUGAGCCCGCCGGACGUGGAUGGCUCUGUGUCAGAGCUGGUGUGUGAGCUCGGUUCCUCUCUGUGUGCCCAGGGCUUCAGUGUCUCUGUGGACCUGUGGAGUCGGGCUGAGCUGUGCUCUCUGGGGCCCCUGCCAUGGCUGCACUCCCAGCUGCAGCACCUGGACAGUCAAGGGAUCAGGGCAAUACUGGUACUGACACAGGCAGCCUGGGAGAGGGCAGAGGACUGGGUCCGACAGUGGGACCAGCAGGGCCAACAGGGAAAGGAUAUAGUCCAGGGAGUGGAGAAGGAGGAGGGGGUGAGGAGGUGGAGGGGGAGGAUAAUGGGCUUCUCCAGGGCUUGUCCUCCCCGUAUGCAGACGUGUUCAGUGCCGCUCUGAGCUGCAUCAAGGCAGAACACAAACUGGGCUGUGCUGGAGAGCGCUUCCUCCUGGUGCACUUUGAGGCCCAUUCUGCCAAGCCCCCCAGCAGUGAGAGCGGUCUCCCAGAGCUGUUCCAAGGGCUGCCCAUGUUCCAUCUGCCCUCCCAG